GCGCGCAGGCCGAGGGGCCCGUCCGCGCCCGGGCUUUCCCCGACGUGGCGCCGCUUCCAGCUGGGGCUAUACCUAAGGAACAGGGAAGGAGAAAGGGAUAAACCUGGGAAACGGUGCGGGCAAGCAAGGCACAGACAGCAACCCCGAGCUCCCCGACUCUGCUAAGGCUUUGGUUUCGGGGGUUUGCUUAAUUUCCAGGGGUGGGGGGUAUUUUCUUCCCUCUCAGUGCAGAGGCUGCCCAGAGCCGGGCACACCUCGGGGAAGGGGCUGGCGCCCCACGUCCCGCUUGCAUCAGCUGUUGAGCUCCCGGAGGCGGCUUUGCAGCUUGCAGCCGCGGCUCCUCGCUUUCCUCCGAUCUUGCCCCGAGGUGCCCUAACGAAAUCCCUUCCCCUCCUCUUUGCAGUGCCGCCAGGUAAGCAGCGCGGGUCAGCACCGAGACACUCUUCCCCGUGACGUGUCCCUGAGCUGGGGGCAGAAACUGCCCCGGCCGGGAACCAAGCUGGCAGCAGCAGCAAAGAAACAAAACACCGAUCGUGUCACGCUCUGCCCUUAUGCCGUUAGCUGCAGGAACAUAUGCUCAAAUAUGUAAGAGUAGUCUAGAUUUUUCUCUGCAAAUAUUUUUACCACAUCCAAAGAUAAUAUUUCAACAGAAGAAUCAAGCCCCGCAGGCUACAGACAGGGCAGCUAUAUAUAACCCGCUUGCUCACUCCGGCUCUCCGCGCAUCGCUCGGGUUAUGCAACCCCCAUCGCGGCGGUAGCCACCGGCGCGCCCUACGGGCUCCUCCCGCCCCGUCGGGGCAUUCCCCCCGGGACCUUGGUGCAGCCACUCUCCCGGAGGGACCAGCACCGGGGCUGGGACCGGGACCAGGACUGGGGCCGGGGCCGGAGCCGGGCUGGGCCCGCGGGGCGGGCGCGUCGCCUCGCCCCGCGCCGAUGCGGAGGAAGGGCCCGGGGAACGCCGCAGCGCUCCGAGGGGCCGGUGCCGGGCGUCGCCGCCGCCGCCGAGCAAGCAGGGAAGGGAGCGCUGGAGGAGCGCCGCGGCAGCCGCAGCGCGCCCGCCCGCCCCCGCUGCCGCCCGCAGAAGAUGCACUUCAGCACUGUCACCAGGGACAUGGAAGCUAUCUCCAGCCCCUGGCUCACCCAGCUGUCCCAUUUUUGCGAUGUUGCAGCUUUCACGGCCAACAGCCUGAGCAGCCUGAACGCCUCCGGGGGGUACCACCUCUCCCCCUCCCCGGGGGACCCGUACGGACAGCAUGAGCCGCCGCACUACGAGCCCUGCACGGCUCAGCAGCACCCGCACCCGCCGCCCCAGCCCCAGCACGGCUAUCCCUUCGGCGGGGCGGCGGCGGCGGCCGGAGCCAACCCGCCGCCCCCAGGCCCCGAGCCGCCCGAGGGCGCCGGGGGAGCCGCCGCGGGGCCGGCCACCGUCUCGGGCUGCUCCGCGGGGGCGGCCGUCGCGGCCAAGGCGCCGGUGAAGAAGAACCCGAAGGUGGCCAACGUCAGCGUCCAGCUGGAGAUGAAGGCGCUGUGGGACGAGUUCAACCAGCUGGGCACCGAGAUGAUCGUCACCAAGGCCGGCAGGCGCAUGUUCCCCACCUUCCAGGUGAAGAUAUUCGGGAUGGACCCUAUGGCUGACUACAUGCUCCUCAUGGAUUUUGUCCCUGUGGAUGACAAGCGAUACCGGUACGCCUUCCACAGCUCCUCCUGGCUGGUGGCCGGCAAAGCCGACCCCGCCACCCCCGGGAGGGUGCAUUACCACCCGGACUCCCCGGCAAAAGGGGCGCAGUGGAUGAAGCAGAUCGUUUCCUUCGAUAAACUCAAACUGACCAACAAUUUGCUGGAUGACAACGGGCACAUCAUUUUGAACUCCAUGCACAGAUACCAGCCGCGUUUUCACGUGGUCUACGUGGACCCCCGGAAAGACAGCGAGAAAUACGCAGAGGAGAACUUCAAAACCUUCGUCUUCGAGGAGACGCGCUUCACGGCCGUGACUGCCUACCAGAACCACCGGAUCACACAGCUGAAGAUCGCUAGCAACCCAUUUGCCAAGGGAUUCAGAGACUGUGACCCUGAGGACUGGCCCAGGAAUCACAGGCCAGGGGCCCUUCCUCUCAUGAGUGCUUUUGCCAGAUCCCGGAAUCCAGUCUCUUCUCCAGCCCAUCAGAAUGGGACAGAGAAAGAUGCUGCCGAGAGCCGGCGGGAGUUCGAGCGGGAGGCGGCCGCCGGGACGGCGCUGCACGCCGAGGCCGCGCACCAGCAGCUCAUGUCGCGCGUGCUCAGCCCCGCGCUGCCGGGCGGCGCCGGCGGGCUGGUGCCGUUGGGCGGCGCGGGGGGCGGCCGGCCCAGCCCGCCCCACCACGAACUGCGCCUGGAGCCCACCGCCUCAGAGCCGCUCCACCACCACCCCUACAAGUACCCGCCGGCGGCGGCCGCCGCCUACGACCACUACCUGGGGGCGAAGAGCCGGCCCGCCCCCUACCCCCUCCCCAGCAUCCGCGGGCACAGCUACCACCACCACCAUCACCACCACCACCACCACAUGAACGCGGCAGCGGCGGCGGCAGCCGCCAACAUGUACUCGUCGGCCGGCGCGCCCGCCAACUACGACUACGGGCCCAGAUAACGGCACCGCCCGCGCCCCAGCACCGUCCUCCCCCCUUCCCGCCUUUCCCUCUCCUCCCGCCUUACGAGUGAGCUGAUAGGCCAGCUUGACCUGAUCGACAACUGUAGAGCCCAAUCGCAGGAAGCCGGGGUCCUCGCCCCGCUCCCCCACCCCGUUGGCGGGCCGUGAGGGAGGGCAGUGGCGGCGUGUGGUGAGGGCCCGGGACGUGACGGGUGCGCCCUGUCGCGGUGUGGCCUGCAGCUGCACUUUGAUAAAUGAAGCCAUAUGUCGUUAUCUCCCUUCUCCCUAACCUUCUUGCGGAUGCCCCACGGGUGCGCCGGGCGCGGAGGACCGUAGGGCCGCUGGGAAGCGGCGGGAGGACGGGGAAGCGGCAGCGGUGAGGUAAAUUGCCCCCUUCUCGCUCGCCCGCCGGGUCUCCUGAUGGAGAUUUGCCGUUGCCACCGUUUUUGGCCGUGCCACGGGUGUUUCCCACCCCAGCGGGAUGUGUAGCGUUAGCAGCGAGCAGGGGGGUCUGCGGGGCCAGUUGUGAGUACCGACGGGCACCAGCCCCCGGCGACAGGGAUGGAGUGUAAUUAAUUCUGCACGUGUCGAUGCUAAGGAGACGCUUGGCCUCGUCCGCAGUUGGCUCAGGUGGUUCUUCGAGGAGACUGAGAGGAAGCAGAGUUUAGCUUAAGGGAACACUUUGAGUCUUCACUGUCAGAACAAACUGUCCACUUCUCCUUUGGUCCUGACCCCCUCGUGAGUUUUGGGGUUCACUGGGGCAGCUUAACCACAACAGCAUUUUCUGGAGCUGUUGAGGAGAGCCCAUGGCCAAGAGCGCAGCCAUCUACAGCUUCACAGCAACGGAUGCUAAGGUUUAAAAACCAGCCUGGGGGUGGGGUGAAUACCUGCAGAGUUUAGGCUGUGUAUUCUCAGCAAUAGUUUGUAAAUCGGCUGCUUCACAGGCAGCCUCACACUACUGCCUUCCUACGUCCUUUCCUGAGCUCUUGAAGCUCACCUGUUGAGAGGUGCCUAUUAGAGGAACUUCAGGGUUUUUUCCCCGAGAAUGUCUCACCCCUUGUAUUUGGCUGACCCAAACUGCAGUAGUCCCAAAGCACCUAUUCUGCAUCUACCUGCUUGCUGCAUCUUCCCUCUUAAUGCUGGUAAGUACUUUCUUCUUCUUUUUUUUUUUCUUUUUUUUUUCCUUUAAUAUCUGACUUCAGUAGUCUUUCCUUAUUGUUGAAAAGAUGGGCCUGUUCAUCACGGUUUCUCCAGUGAUUUUUUUUUUUUUUAAUGGUUGGCUUGUGUUUUUUUGUCAGAUGCUCACUGAAAGGCAGUCCCUUUGUGUUCAGAGAAGGUAUUGAGCAGCUCUUCAGCUGUGUUGGUAUACAGUAUUAUGAACACUCUUCUGAUUUUUCCACGUGACUCUAUGAAAGGAAGAGGGUGGUUGUUUUUUCGUGGUUUUUUUUUCCAAGUCCUCUAUUCAUCCAUGUUUGUGUAUUUUCACUACAAACCUUUUAAAACAUGAUCUUUCCCUUGUGCAGGUGGCAGUGUUAAUAGCAAUGUUUAUUCUGUCUCUGGCGGUGGGCUUUGGGCUUCCAAAACUUUUUGGAAGGGUUUAUGAAGGGAUACAGGCUAACAUGAAUAUUUUAUGUAAUUUUUUUUUCUGUUAUAAAAAUAUAUAUAUAUAUGGAUCCAUGAAAAAACUUGCGCAAGAAAUACGUAUUUUAUUUGACAUUUGCAGUGAAUUGUGAGAUUCUUAGUGUCUGACUAUACCAUAAUUAAUGUUCUCAGAAAGGUUGAUGUGAAAUAGCCUUGUGCUUGUUAUUAGUGGGAAAUGGCUCUCAGACGUGCUCUGUUGCUUUGCUGCUGUUCUUUCAGAGUUUUCAGUAUGACUUGUUAUCUGUAAACUGAUUAGUGCCAAAGCUUUGGUCAAACGUUUAAUGAAGUUAUUAUAUUUAUUAUUUCUUGCAAAGA
This is a messenger RNA of Falco peregrinus (peregrine falcon), 4579 nucleotides long. RefSeq names its product T-box transcription factor 1 (gene TBX1). The coding region runs from base 1085 to 2623 and encodes 512 amino acids. The record is from RefSeq and is a predicted model, not a curated record. Gene Ontology annotation, molecular function: DNA-binding transcription factor activity, RNA polymerase II-specific; RNA polymerase II cis-regulatory region sequence-specific DNA binding. The transcript is spliced from 9 exons. Gene Ontology annotation, cellular component: nucleus. Gene Ontology annotation, biological process: positive regulation of DNA-templated transcription; cell fate specification; regulation of transcription by RNA polymerase II. Lineage: Eukaryota; Metazoa; Chordata; Aves; Falconiformes; Falconidae.